AUGUUCAUCGCGCGAUCCGAAUAUGAUCGUGGUAUCAACACCUUCUCCCCAGAGGGCCGUCUCUUCCAAGUCGAAUACUCGCUCGAAGCCAUCAAGCUCGGCAGCACAGCAAUCGGCAUCUCCACCUCAGCAGGUGUCAUUCUCGGCGUCGAGAAGCGCAUCACUUCCUCCCUCCUCGAAACGUCGUCAGUAGAGAAGAUCGUGGAGAUCGACAGACACAUCGGAUGCGCCAUGUCCGGCCUUCAGGCCGAUGCACGGAGUAUGAUCGAGCACGCACGAGUCACAUCGCAGUCACACGAGUUCCACUACAAUGAGCGAUUAGGCGUCGAGAGCUGCACACAGGCCAUCUGUGAUCUGGCGCUGCGCUUCGGUGAGGGAGCGGAUGGCGAGGAGAGCAUCAUGUCGAGACCUUUCGGUGUGGCGCUGUUGAUUGCAGGCUACGACGAGGACGGCCCGUCACUCUACCACGCAGAACCCUCCGGCACAUUCUACCGAUACGACGCGAAGGCCAUCGGCUCCGGAUCAGAGGGUGCCCAGGCCGAGCUGCAGAACGAGUUCCACAAAUCGCUUACCAUGGAAGAGGCGGAGGUCAUGGUCUUGAAGACAUUGAAGCAGGUCAUGGAGGAGAAGCUCGACUCGAAGAAUGUUCAAUUAGCCAGCGUGACCAAGGACAAGGGCUUCAGGAUCUACACAGAUGAGGAGAUGGCUGGCGUUGUGGGACGACUAGAGGGCAACUAA
Molecule: messenger RNA, 738 nt
Organism: Fulvia fulva
Lineage: Eukaryota; Fungi; Ascomycota; Dothideomycetes; Mycosphaerellales; Mycosphaerellaceae
Product: putative proteasome subunit alpha type-5
Exons: 4
Coding region: 1-738 (245 amino acids)
Biological process (GO): proteasome-mediated ubiquitin-dependent protein catabolic process
Cellular component (GO): proteasome core complex, alpha-subunit complex; nucleus; proteasome core complex
Source: RefSeq, a predicted model, not a curated record